GAGAUCCUGAGUGACUACGGAUUUGCUGGAGACAAGUGGUGUCCGCAAUCGUCCUUCGGAGGGCUGUUUCCGGACAACCUGACAACAAUCUUCCCUUGGGCAGCGUUCUUCUUGUCUACCCAGAGGGACUACCUCCACAAAGAGGAGCAUGUC
Symbiodinium pilosum is the source of this 153-nucleotide messenger RNA. Lineage: Eukaryota; Dinophyceae; Suessiales; Symbiodiniaceae. The record is from the annotation of a GenBank genome assembly.